Molecule: messenger RNA, 624 nt
Organism: Closterium sp. Naga37s-1
Lineage: Eukaryota; Viridiplantae; Streptophyta; Zygnematophyceae; Desmidiales; Closteriaceae
Source: the annotation of a GenBank genome assembly
AUGCAGCUCGAGUGGCCGCAUAUCGAGGUCGUCCCCUGUGCUACCCACGUGCUGGACUUACUGGAGGAAGACAUCGGCAAGACGGAGUGGGCGCAUAUAGUGGUUGAUCGAGCGAACGCCAUGAUCACAUUCCUCCGUAUCCACCAGUGGACGCGCGCCUUCCUGCGGAGUCCCCAACUGCACGGCACUAAACUGAUGCAGAUGGUGGUGCACGACGAUUGGAAGGCGAGGGGGAAGAAGGCGACAGCGGAGCAGUUCGAGGGAUGGGUGAUUGAUGAGGUGUGGUGGAAGAAGGUAGCCUUCUUUGUGGAGGUUAUGGAGCUGCCGGUGGCAAGGAAGACGGAUUUGGUGGCAAAGGGGAUGAUUUUAGUGAUCUACGACAUCAUGCUGCAGCUCAUGGAGGAGUUGACGACGUUGCUGGAGGGUGAGGAGUGUUGCCGGAGUGAGGAGGAUAAGGAGGAGGUGCAGGAUCACUUGAAGACUCGCUUGGACAGCAGUAUGGCAUGCCCCCUUAACGGGUACAAGUUGGAGGAGGAUAGGGAGGUGGAGGUAGAUGAGGACGACGUGCGUGUGGAUGAGUACGAGCAGGAGGGCGAGCACGGCGAUGAGAGCGAGAUGGUGUGA